CAUUCACUCCAUCUGCUUCAUGAGCAUGAGCUGGCUGCUUCUCUGCCUCUCCGUGCGUCUUUGAGCUCUUCUGACAUAUGCGCUCCAGCUCAGUUUCUCUGCUGCUUUCUUUUCUCUUUUUCCUCCCUCUGUUUUUCGACAAGUCCCACACAUCUACGCAGAGUCCGUUUCUCACCCGCUUUUGCCCUCCCUCCUCAUUCCAGGACAGGAAAAGGAGCAGUAGCAGGGAGCACCGUGGACGAAGACUAACCACAAUAACAGGAAGAGGAAGUGGGCAGUGACCUGUGUUAGAGGUGGGGGAUUGUGGUCAAACAGCUGUGGAGCAACAGUUUUAACUCCUGGAUGGGAAAACCACAUCAGAGAGAGACGGAGAACCUGUUGGACUCACACCUGAGGAGAUAAAACCGGACAACCUGAGGAGGAAGUAAAGCCAUUAAGGACAUUUUGGUGGAAAACCCCCCACACUCUCAGUGACUGGGGUUUUACUUUUUGCCUCUAAAACACUAAAUACUUUAAAUUGUCACAUUAGAAUUAUCUAUUUAGUUCCCAAUCUAUUUUGCAUCCUGAUUCUUGGAAAGUGUCUCACAUUCCUUUUGGGAUAUCCAACUCUGGAAUUCUUUUUUUUUAAACAACAUUUUUUUUAAUCGGUUGACAUCGUAGGAAAAAAAAUUGAGGAAUUGGUCAUAAUUCCGGGAAAAAAUAUAUAACUAGAGAAAUCCAGCCAAUAACAAAACACUUUCUGAAAACAACAACAAGGCUGAAGAAUAGUGGAAUUCCUGUUUCAGGGAACAAGUGCACCUCCUGAAGGAUUUGAGCUCCAAAACAAGUAGUUCUGCUUCAUUAAAUGAUGAUGGCGCGGUUCCAGCUAUGGAUGGCAGGACUCAUAACCACUUUGUUCCUUUUCGUCGUUAUUGCUCAAGGCUCUGGCCUUCCAGCUGUGGUCCCAGAGAGGCAUGACUCUGCUGACAUUGUAAGAAAAGAAUCCCACCCGGUGCUACUCAGACAGAAGAGAGAAUGGAUCUGGAACUCACUCUAUGUGGAAGAAGAAAAACCAGCACCGAUUCCUUACAAGAUAGGAAAACUUAAGUCAAGCAAGGCAGUGGAGGUGAAGAAGUUUCGAAUAGAGGGUGAAGGAGCCAACACCAUCUUUACUGUGGAUGAAAAGGGAGACCUGUUUGUCAGAAAAUCUCUGGACAGAGAGGAGAAGGCCUCGUAUAACUUAACAGCGAGGAUGCUUGAUGGGAACAACAAGUUGAUAGAAGACGCCGGGGAAUUUGUAGUCCAGGUGACCGACAUCAACGAUAACAGCCCUAUUUUCCCAAGAACAUACAAUGGAUCUAUACUGGAAAGGUCCAUGAAAGGAACGACAGUGGUAAAAGUGAGCGCAACUGAUGCAGAUGACCCAACUACUCCUAAUGGAGAGCUGAGGUACUCUUUGACAUCACCUGGAGAUACUUCAUCCUUUGAAAUCGACCCCAUCACAGGUGUGAUCAGCUGCAAGAUAAACACUUUGGACCGGGAAUCCCAGCGCCAGUAUGUGUUGGUGGUCAAAGCUCAGGACAUGAGAGGAAUGGCCUCCGGCAGCACCGCCACUACCUCUGUCACCAUCGUCAUCGAUGACAUUAACGAUAAUUUAGCUUCAUUUACAAAAAAAAUGUAUUCCAUAGAAGUUCCAGAGAAUCAUAAACUGAAUGAAAAGAUUGGGACUCUGGAGUUGAAGGAUGAAGACGAGAUUAAGAACAAGAAACCGACAUUCACUAUUCAAAGUGGAUACAAGGAUGCAUUCAGCAUUCAACUUAACGAUGACAAGGAUGGCAAUCUCUUGCUUAAAAAGCCUCUGGACUACGAAACAAGGAGCAACUACGUUUUUAUCGUUGAGGUGAAUGAUGAUGUGCGUUUUCCAGCUGACAACUCAAAAACUGCUGUUACACGAGCUGAGGUUACUCUCAUAGUGGUGGAUGUAGACGAGCCACCGGUUUUCUCCCAGUCUACCUACAUCUUUAGUGCUUUAGAGGAACAGAUGCUACGAAACAUAGGAAAGAUUCAAGCCAGAGAUCCUGACCAGGCCAGCAGGAGCAUAAAGUAUUCCAUCUUAGACAAGGACUGUCCCAUCGACAUCGAUCCGUUCACAGGUCAACUGUCCACCCUGAGGAAGUUGGACAGAGAGCUGCAGCCGACACACGAGUUUCAAGUUAGAGCGCAGGAGCAUCCGGAUGGUUUGGAGUCACUUGUAAAAGUUAAAAUUAACGUUCAAGACGUCAAUGACAACACGCCCGAACUGGUUGUGGAUGAGAUCUUCGUGUGUGAGAACGACAUGAGAAAUAUGGUAAUUGGGACCUUGCGAGCUUCAGAUAAAGAUGAACAAAUGUCCACCUUCUCCUUCAGCUUUGCCAGUCACAACUCCAACUUCUCCAUCAGAGACCACGGCAACAACACAGCAGAUAUAAUAGUGAGACAAGGUCCGUUCAGCUUGGAAGACCCUAAUGAUUACAGUGUGGAUGUUCGUAUCAGCGAUGGAGGACAGCCAAUCCAGACCAGCGUCACUAAACUGUCAAUCAAGUCGUGUCGGUGUGACGCCAGGCGGAUUCCUACGCAGUGCAAGGCCAGCUCUCGGAAGAUGGGAGUGAGCGUCCACGCCCUGAUAGCUAUUCUGCUCUGCAUUCUAACCAUACUGGUGAUAGUGAUCCUGUUCGUGAUGAGGAAACGCUACCAGAAGGAUUCUCUUGCCAGCAUGAAGAACAGCGGCGAGAUUCACGAGCAGCUUGUCACGUAUGACGAGGAGGGUGGAGGAGAGAUGGACACUAAUGGCUACGACGUCUCGAUCCUCACUUCCGCUUGCAACGACGGCUCGCUGCUCCGCCAUCCUGAUUGUCUCACACAUCCUUAUGCCAUGGUCCAAAAACCCCACCACCACACUCAGCCCACUGCAUGCAAAGGCGACAUGGCGGCAAUGAUCGAGAUGAAGAAGGACGAAGCUGAUCACGACAGAGAUGGGUUCCCGUAUGACACUCUCCACAUCUACGGCUAUGAGGGACCAGAGUCUUUAGCCGGAAGUCUCAGCUCUCUGGAAACAUCUUCGUCUGGUUCCAACCUGGAUUACGACUUCCUCAAUGAUUGGGGCCCGAGGUUCAAGGCCCUGGCUGAGCUGUACGGCGUGGAUGGACCCGACUACUACCAUCAGUACUGAUGAUGCAACCAUUUCCCACAAUGUGAGCAUGGGAUGUGUGCACAUGGUUGGAAAGAGCCAUAAAAACAUGCAGGAACACCGGAAAGGGGUGUCCUGCAGAGACUUGGUUACCUCCUCAAAAAACAAUCAGGGGGCUCUUUUUUUUCUACAAACAGUUAACUUCAGUUAUCGUCUGUAAUUCUGUGGAUUCAUUUGUGUUUCGUGCCUUUCGUUUAUUCACUCCCAGUCAUUAAUUAUCUUCAUCCAAGUCCUGGAAGCUUCCACAAGCUGUGUCAGGGACUUAUUAUUAGUGUUCUGUUUUGUCUGACUUGUUCUUUGCUCAUUUUUGAGGACAUGAUGUGAUUUUUCUAAAGUAACUGAAGGAAAAAGAGGGCUAACUGCUCCUCGUGUUUUAAAGUAAUUUUGAUGAUGCUUUGAGAACAUUGUGAAGAAUUUUUUUCCCUUUCAACCCUGUUGAGAUCUACAACAAUUUUUUUCCUUGCAACAUCCAACAAGACACAUGUUCUGCUUGUUCAUCGAAUUUAUUUUCUUAAUCUGAUCAAUGAUUUGGUUUAGUAAUUAAAAACUGCAUGUGUUUGAUUUUCA
Nothobranchius furzeri (turquoise killifish) is the source of this 3772-nucleotide messenger RNA. It is a transcript of the gene cdh5, whose product is annotated as cadherin 5. Gene Ontology annotation, cellular component: catenin complex; plasma membrane; adherens junction. Gene Ontology annotation, biological process: cell morphogenesis; vasculature development; regulation of establishment of cell polarity. Lineage: Eukaryota; Metazoa; Chordata; Actinopteri; Cyprinodontiformes; Nothobranchiidae. Gene Ontology annotation, molecular function: calcium ion binding; cadherin binding. The record is from RefSeq and is a predicted model, not a curated record.